Messenger RNA from Candida tropicalis MYA-3404, 2364 nucleotides. RefSeq names its product putative ubiquitin-protein ligase. Lineage: Eukaryota; Fungi; Ascomycota; Pichiomycetes; Serinales; Debaryomycetaceae. Bases 1 to 2364 code for a protein of 787 amino acids. Gene Ontology annotation, biological process: ubiquitin-dependent protein catabolic process; protein ubiquitination. The record is from RefSeq and is a predicted model, not a curated record. Gene Ontology annotation, molecular function: ubiquitin protein ligase activity. The transcript has a single exon.
AUGAACAACAGUUCGAUGGAAACAGCGGUGUUAGAUGAUGCCGAGGAGUAUGAUUAUGAAUACUUCCCCUUGGUGAAGUUAGUAUCUUCGUUGAUGGACGUUAUCUGGGAGCAAAGUGAACAGACAUCCACAAUAAAUACAACACCAUGGAAUCGAUUAGGAGCAAUAACCAAGUACUGUUGUUCUAUAUAUGGUCUUACUUGUCUUAUAAUGGCCUUGGUUUUGAACAGGACAUUGGUCAUGGCGUCCACAAACAAUUUACAGCAACAACAAUUCAGAAGGGGUAGAGAAGGUAAUAUGACGUAUCUAAGCAAAUCCACUAGCACAAUUUUUAAGACUUUGAGCAUGAUCAGCUUUAGAAUUGGAGUAAUAAUGUUAUUUGCAUAUCAGCUAUAUAACAUUUUGGUUGUAUUAAACUUGCAUUACCAUUUGGGAUUAACUUCGACAUCUUCUAUAAAUUGGUUGUACAAGCUAAUUCCUGACUCACUCUUUAGUUAUGAUGUGGAAAUCUUUAACGACACUAAGUACAUGAAAACUCCUGAUGCUCAAGUGAUGAUAGGACCCACGAGUGAUAUGUAUUGGCCAAUAUUUUUAACAUUUUGUUUACUGUCGUUUAUUGAAACUUUUAUUGCAUCUAUUCAAGGAAAGAAGCCAUACACAGAGAGUGGAAUUACAAUUUUUGAACAUUCGUUAGCAUUUCAAGAGUUCAGCAGUAAUGGGGCUUUCUUUUUUGGCAGCUCAAAGUAUUACAAGAGACCAACAGAACAAGUGUUGCUUACGACGUUGUUUCUGAUCCUCAAUCAUUUAAAUAUACAUAUUGGGGCUAUAAUAAAUGACAAUAAGUACAGGUUGAUUCCGCUGACUGUAUUGGGCAUGACAUUUUUGGGGUACUUUGUAAGCUUGUUUAUCAAUAGUUGGGACUUUUUGCAAUUUCCAUUUAUAUUGAUCUUGACUUUUACACCACAGGUUCUCAUAUUGUUUAUUAUUUGUGUGAGCUUGGCAAUAUUUUUGUUGGCCAUUAUGGUUAACGGGUUCAAGCUACAAGGUCUUAAUUAUGCCAGUUUCUUUCUACAUGAAACUGUGUAUGAAGACGGUGAAGAAGAGGAGCCAAAUUCAAUUAUCAAGAACUUGAAUAUAGAUCUUAAUGAUGACUUCUAUACUGCUUUAUUGAAUAUAGGAGUGAUGGCUAUAACCCUGGCAGGCAGAUCAAGUUACAUUACAGAACUUAGUUUGGUCACAUUGGAGAAGGAUACUUGGGUCGAGAGAAGCAUCUGGGAAAGGUUAAAACUAUCUGGUUCGUCAACGCCUGCAACGACAGAUAAGUCUAGUGUACCUGGGUAUGGAAAUAUUAUCAAGAACCCACCGCAAAGAUUGAUUUCUGGUAACCAAGUUGGUGAUUUGGAUAAUGGGUACAAGGAUGGUCGGGUUAGUGUUUUCCGAAGACGAUUCAUUUACUUGAAGCAAAUGAUUAACUAUACAUGUCAGUUGUUAUACGGUUUGAUUUUCAAAUCGUUUGUUUGUGAAUAUUUGCCGACUGCAUUUAAGAGGUUGGUCUUGAGACGAGAACUAAAGAGCCUGGAGUACGUUGGUGAUGAAACCAAUGCAGAAUUUGAGAAACGUAAAUCACUGGUACCGCCAUUUUUAAGAAAGUAUUUGAAGCGAAGAGUAAAUGCGACAGAACAGGUUCAAACUGCAAAGGAGACUGUCAACCUCGAUGGUUUGACCGCUGACGAAAUUCCAGACUCAUACGCAAGAUUAUUGCUUUCAUCUAAUGAUAUAUCCGAGGUAGAUACCUCUGGGGAUUACCAGGUAGUGAUAGAAGACGAGCUGGAGUCAGAGUAUGAAUCAGAUGCAGAAGAAGUUUUUAUCGACUCCCAGCGCGGUGGCCAUAUAUUGGGUGGUAGCCGCUAUCCAUAUAUCCAAGGUGUUACACUGCCAAUACAUGAAUUAUUUCAUGGAGAAGAUUUGAAUGAAAUGUUUUCUGCCACGAACUCGACUUAUUUGGACAUAUUCCAGAAACAUAUGCAAUACAAUAAGCGAGAAGGAAGAUUGACGAGAUCCGUAUAUAGAGAAUUGCAAAAUUCGAUUCCACAAUCUGGGGCAAGCGCUGAUGAUACAGAAAAAUUGCUCGAACUUAUAGUAUCAAAGAGAAUGAGUAGCACGGUUAACGAACACACGGAUGACAAUGAACGGUCCUUGGACUGUGUUAUUUGUCAGACCAACCCCAGAGAAAUCAUUACUUGGCCAUGUAAAUGCUUUGCAAUCUGUGAGGGUUGCAGGUUGAGUUUAGUAAGCAAAGGAAUUGAAGGAUGCGUUUGUUGUAGACGGGAUGUGGAAGGUGUUUCGAAAAUAUUUGUUCCAUAG